AUGAAACCAGCUCCAAAGAUGCAGGAUGAAGAAGCCGGCUCUUCAAGUUGUGACUUGAACAUAAUUGUCGAAGGAAAACAAUACGGUGCCCAUUGGUACAUCUUACGCGAGAAAUCCAAGUUUUUUGAGGAAUUUUAUCGCCGAAAAAAUGGAAGGAAAAAGUCUAUUGACGGGACCAAAACGUGCGUGCAUUUGCGAGGAGUGAGUUCGAAGCUAGUAGGCCUGUUUUUACAAUAUGUCUACACGAAUAGCUCAAAAAAUGAUGAACACUUUCAACUUGAUUUGAAGGAGAUUAAUGACGUUCUCAAAUUUAGCAUAAUGUUUGGAUUGAAAGAUUUGGAAAUGGGAAAAAGUACGGGUUUGGACGUGGAAGCACAGCUAGGUUCUUCAGAAAUAAAAGCGCAGCGAAUGAGCGAACUUCACAGGAAUUUAUUGCUGUUUCUAUACGCCAAAACUGCAGUGUACAAGACAAGUGAUAUAGCAAAGUUUGUGGCACACAAAGCGUACACAACCGCAAACAUGGAAUGUCUUUUUGAGGUAUUGAAAAUUCUGAGUUGUAAUGGUGAGAAGAUGGCGAUGCGUCUCAGACUGCUGGAUAUUCUGAUCACGUUGUUCACGGUUAGUUUGGAUCAAGAUGUGAUAGAAGUUGAUAUGAAAGGACCUGAAGUGGUUGCAAAGGAUUUUAAGCCUGGCAGGUCUAAGGAGUUUGAUACUCAAAGUACAGGUAUAAAUACAUGAAGUUUUUACAUUGAUAGCAUUUGGUUUACUGUCCGAAAUGGUAUUAUGGUAUUACCUCUAUGACUGCUCCGUUCGACCUGCCAAACAGCGCAGGCUUUUGUCGGGUAUUCCAGUUCCCUUUAUAUUAGCUAGACCGGAGAUUUCCCUUACUGGAUCUCAUGGGAGAACAGUUUUGGAACUGAUAAAGCUAUCCAGUAUAAAUAAAUUUAGUUUAAUUUCGGUUUCAACACAGGACUAGAGAUGUACAUUACUGGACCCGCUCUAGGAAGAACAAUUUUGAACUAACAUACAGACCCAUCCAGACGAUCAAGUAUUAAUGAGUUUGAGUUUAUCGAGUUUCUCACUUAUUGGUGAGUGGAUUUUCCAACAAGCUACUGCCCAAUUAAUUGAUAAGAUCUGAUAAGGGGUCCGAGAUACCUGCGAUUUAACGUCCUUAUCAGAGAAGACGCGAAAGUGUCACCAUUUACCAAUGGCAAUGUAGGAAAGAUAGCUCUUUCUCCUCAAUUACUUUAAGACCUUGAGUAGAGGUCCGACCGAGGCUUGAAUCCGGGUCUUCUAACAAGAGGUUGUUAUAUUAAUCAACCGGUGACAGAAGUUCCGAAAGAGGAAUGCAUAUCUUCGCCAGUCCUGGUACCUUUAUCCAAAGUUUUAAUUAACGAUAAAACAAACCACACCUAAAAAGUAAUCGCAACCAAGCAACGUCUUCAGGUACUGGAAAUCUUCUUUCAAUUUUGCGGAUUUCAUUCCAGAAAAAAAUUUAAUCCUUUCCACUUUGGUUAUAAUCUUGUUAUCAAGUAUCACCUUUUAAUCUGAUAUCACGGUUGCCGAAACUUUUGUUUUAUCAGGUUUAGAAUUCGAGUAGGGAUCGUAUUCCCGCUUGACGUCACAGGUAUGGUGUUAGGAUUAAGUUUUGCGCGCAUACGGUAAGCGGCGACGUCAGGACGACGGCUAUCAAUCAUAUAGUAUAAAGGAAAUGAAUAAUUAAAAAGUCUAGCAGGGGUUCUGAAGGUUAAAGCUCUGUUUUACUCGUUCGAUCACAGUAGGAAUUUUGCAUAGGUAAAUUGUAUGUUUUGAAGAAUUUGUACGAAAUGUUUGAAGGAACUAACUCAUUGUUAAACACUCAGUCAGUCCCCUCAAACAUUUCUCACAAAUCCUUCAGAACUUAGAAUUUACCUAUACAAAAUUCCUCCUGUGAUCACAGAAACUUUGAUAGUGUGAACUAGCUAGCUUUUGUAUGACCUGAUAUUUUGCAUCUCUUUCAUCAAGGGAAAAUCAAGAAGACGUUGUUUUUGAAACCUGGAUUAGUUACCGAGACUGCAAAUCCGCAGAGAAAUGGUGCAAAAUGUAAACAUUCAAUUGACCACCAAGGAAAUGACACCAACCGAAAAUUCUCACCUAGUCAAAAUUCCAAGAAAGUGAAUGAAAACAAGACUACAGAAGGACGAAACGCGAAUAGCAACAGGAUUUCGAAAGAGAUGACUGAGCGCCAAGGAAAGGGUAAUGACAAUAAUUUUAUGAUCAGUGGAAAAGCUCGUCCCAAACCAAAACGAAGCAAGCAGUUAUGUUCAAAGCCAAAACGUUCACCUGCGAACAGGCGCAUCGCCUUAAUUAAAGAACAUCUUGAACGCAUCAACGAACAUAUUGAACGUGAGAACGCGCAAGGGAAACGUGCUCACGAAGAAAACGCAUCGGCUAAAUCUCGCAUUCCACAAAACAAGUCUGCUGUGCGAGAUAACGGACAAACUAAACGCAUAGGAAACAAAUUUGCGCGCGUUGAUAUGCCAGAAACUCGUGUUGUAAAACAAUCUGUCCGUGUUGAAGACAAUACAUCCCGCGAGGAUAAACACGUCUAUUCUUCUCAAGAACACGUUUUUGGUCAAGAUGGACACGUUCUGUGUGAUGAUGAGCACGGUCUAGACGACGAAGGACACGUUUCAGGUGGCACAGAACACGUUUUAGGCGACGAAGAACACGACGUCCGAGGCAAUAACGAACGUGCUUGUUUCCACGGUCACGUGCACAAUUCCACUCUGACACGUGAAUACAAAGAAGUUGCAUGUGACACAAACAUGAUGAGAAAAGGACAAGUUAAUGAAAUGCUAAAAAGUAUGAAUGAUAUGGAUGAUAGAAUGCCUGAGUCAAACUACGAUCAAGAACCCGCCAUUAUUACGAGAAAGAUUCGCAAAAUGUGGACGAAAGAUUUUCAAACCAAUUUUCCAAUAAUACAAUCUCAAGACGACAAAAAGGCAUACAAUAAAAAAGGUCUGGACCAAAAUCCCAAGAGCGCAUGUAACGAAGGAAUUCCUAACAAAAAUUCUGAAAUAGAACAACAGCCCUUGAAAUGUGAAGAAGUCGUACGGGAAAGAAUUUAUCUUACCGGUGGAAUACAAAAGGAUGAUUAUUUUGCCCACAAAGCCAUUCUUGAGUUGAACACAGAAACGGGGACUUACACAACCCGCGAGGCAAUGUGUUCAGGUCGUUAUAACCAUGGCAUCGCUCAACUGGGAAACGAAAUCUACCUUGUCGGAGGCAACUCGGGUUUCUUCGAGCAGCUACGUAGCGCCGAGAGCUACUCUCCGGAACACGAGCAGUGGACGAUAAAACCUAGCAUGCACGAGGCACGUGAUGAAUUCUCAUUGGCUGUCUGCGAUGGAUCUUUGUACGCCAUUGGUGGACACAAUGGUAUCCAGGACUUGCGUAGUGUGGAGAGAUUCGACGCGCGGGAAAAUUCGUGGAGGUUUGUUUCUCCGAUGAGGAAUUAUCGAGCUGGGGCUUGCGCAGUUGCUGUCGACAAUAGGUAGGUUGAUAAGUUGUCAGUUACACUUAAGUAACUAUUUUUACACUAAAAAGCUCUCCAUUACUUCUAAACUGUUCUCUAUAGAGGUUUAGUAUUAAGAGUCGUCCACUGUGUACCACUGUGAAACUAGUUUAGUUAGUUUACUUAUUUUUUUAUCUUUUUCAUUCCUUAGAUCUAUUUACGUUAUUGGAGGCUUUAAUGGACAAACAUAUCUCACGAAUGUGGAACAAUAUGAUGUCACUGCUGACGUAUGGAUCGAAAUCCAACCGAACAACAUCAAGCGCGCUUACUCGUGCACAGUCCUUUUUGAACACGGUAUCUACAUUUUUGGCGGGUUCGAUGGCCAAUCUGCGCUUUCCUCGUGUGAAAUGUACGAUAUAAAAGCGGGAGCUUGGGAAACUCUCCCAGACAUGCACACCCCCCGUAUGAACGCGACAGCAGUGGCAUAUACAGGGGGGUUGUUCGUAUUUGGUGGCGAAUGCGACAGCGUGUUUCUCGAGACUGUUGAAUGUUAUAACAUGAAGAACAAGACAUGGAGUUUCGUACACCGCUUACCUCAACCGAUGGCCGGACUGCGGGCUUGCGUAUACAUUAGAGGAAACAGAGACUCAAAAAAUAGUGGAAAUUAG
This is a messenger RNA of Paramuricea clavata, 4164 nucleotides long. The record is from the annotation of a GenBank genome assembly. NCBI's taxonomy places the organism in Eukaryota, Metazoa, Cnidaria, Anthozoa, Malacalcyonacea, Plexauridae.